This is a messenger RNA of Pocillopora meandrina, 3806 nucleotides long. The record is from the annotation of a GenBank genome assembly. NCBI's taxonomy places the organism in Eukaryota, Metazoa, Cnidaria, Anthozoa, Scleractinia, Pocilloporidae.
CCUAGAAGAUCAAAGCAGUUGAUGCUCAGGUGAUGGCGAGCUCAAUUGUGAAGAUUUUGAUUUCACGAAGAAAUAAUUUCCCUCCAAUCGCCCGAUACCUCACCGACAACUCUUCUACACGGUUUAAAGUUGGUGACGAGGUGAAAGUGCGUCGGUUUGUCACUGUGGAAGAUGUAAACACAUUUGCCCAACUGACGGGUGACACAAACCCUAUCCACUUGGAUGAGCAUUUUGCGAAGAAAACCGAACUUGGGCAACUUGUUGUACAUGGGGUAAUUCUCAACGGGUAUCGUAAUCUCAUAAAUCUCAAAUUUAUUAAUUUACACUAUUAAAAAUCUUUGGAUUAAAUUAAAAAAUAAAUUCGCCGUUUCCCCUAAGAGUGAAAUUUAAUAUACUGGUAGAGUAAAUAAUUGGUUAUCAGUGGCCCACACUUUGAUCACACUUGUAAAUGAGGACACUUCACAGGUUAUACUGAUGAUCUAAUGGCACAGUACCCAUUGUUCAUUUUCUACCAAUGGGUGCUUUGUUCUCUGGUGAUUAUGAUUACAUGGUAUCAAGACCCGCUGUCCUUCACUCCUGUCUGCUAUUAAGCUCAUGAUUAACAAAUCAAGGGAUGAGGAAAUGUACCACUUCUGUAUUUCUUAUUUUAAAGAAUCACUUUUUUAAACUGGAUAGCCUGCUGAAGGAGAGAAUCUCAAGGUUGAACCUCCCCUCUCUGGUUUCUGUACUACUGACACCUUUACACAUGCUGUCAAGAAAUGUUAGGAAACAAAUGUUCCCUUUUAUUUUAGGAUAGUUUCAGCUGUACAUGGCACCAAUCUCCCAGGUCCUGGAUGUAUGGUUGUGUCACAAUCCCUCAAGUAUCCAGCCCCUUGUGAGUAAGAGAAGUCUAUUAAAAACUAAUAUAACUAAUAUAAUCAAUACAUUCUCAGAGUCUGGUUUUUAUGACAGCGACAUCACAAAUUUAUCUUUUCAAAAUACAAAUAGAACAAACCCAGCACUUAACCCUUAACACCCUUACCUUUGUAUUCAUUUUCUCCUCACUGUUCUGUUUACAUUUCUCCUGUUACUGAGAAGGAGAAUUUUUUUGAUAAUCAGGAGUUUCUUAAAUUAAUGAUCAUUUCCUUUUUCCUUUUGACGUCCUCAUCUGAUUCAAGAGCAAUAAUGUAGGGUGAAAUUGGAAGCCAGUCACUAUUAGGGGUUUAAGGGUUAAAUUUUUUUUAGGUAUUCUCAAUGUACUUGGAGAAUUACAUUGCCUAAAAUUUCUGUUUCCAUUCUUUUUAAAGGAAAGUACAAAAGAGUGUGUAUUUUUUAACCUUUACAUGGUUUCAGGGCUUUCAUCUGGCUAACUUAGGUAAAGAUUUAGCCACUACUUGAAAGCGUUAUAGCAUUAUGGACUUCAGCCUCAUUGUGAUCACUAUGUUUCCUAACCAUGGAUCACAUUUAGCCCAAUGUACAUAACUAAGGAUACAUUUAAGUUUAUGCAAGGGUAUAGAAAUCAAAGCUGUGGUAUAAUGGACCUCUGACUAAAAUUUAUUUUCCUAGUAUUUCCAGGGGAAGAGGUUUUGACUCAUAUUCAGGUUACCAGAUUGAGGCAUGCUAUCAUGAGUUGUGAUGUGACUUGCACAGCAGUUCAUAGGGGGAAAGUAAGUGAUCUCUGUUAAAUUAUGACUGCCACAGACCAACUGACCACACUGUUAGAGUACUUUAAAGCCCUUAAUUAUCAUCAUUACAAUUUUCUCAAAUGUGAUUGGUGCAUUAACUGCCCUAUAAUUUCCUAAUGGUUUUUAGAGUUGUAAUGAGACCAUGUACUGGUAAUCUAACAGUUAAAGCAGGCAAUUUAACUAUUUUUACUCAAAUAAUUCGACCAAUCACAGAAUUGAUUACAAUAACCAUAGUAGCAACCACUUACUCUACAAAGCUGGAGAAUUUCCAAAAUGGAGGAACUUUUUCACAUAGACAAUGUCUCUUCCAGAGAUAUUUUCUCAAAUAAAAGGUUUUUUCCUCAGAAAUUGUAAUGGUAAUGAGUAUUUGGUAAAAGAUUUUUGCAUUGUCUGAUUUGGUUGGUAAUCAUACUCAUGAUUGACACAUUUGACUCUCACUUAGCAUCUGUCUAAUUCUGUAAUCACUCAAAUGAUUACAGACUAAAUUGGACUCCUUGAUCCUAUUACCAUGAUAUGAUGACAACAAGGUUUUGAUUUUAGUCUUUGACAGGUUAUAUUACCCAGUUAAAGUAGGUGAAGUUUUGCUUACAGUUUUCCAGUACCUAAUAAUAAUUGUUCUUUUGGCUCUUGGCUCACCUUUAUGAUGAAAAAAAACAAAACAAAACAAAACACAAAAGCAGAGAAACAAAUUAGCUGCAUUGAACUUCAACUUUUUGUGGUGAUUCUUUUUAAGAAUUGACUUUUUAAGCUGAAGCAACAAACUUUUAAGUGCAUCAGACUUGUUUUUGGUCAUAUGGAAGACUUUUAUUAGUGGUUUCAUGUGUGUCAUUUUUGUUUGCGGCCAAGUUUUUAACCAUGGUGCAAUGCUGAGAUAUGACCCUGGGGUUAACUUUGCAUUUCAAAUACAACUGUGGAAGCCAAAUUGCAAGAAAAUGAAAUAGUGGUGGAAUUGAAAUGGAUCUCUUGUUUGAUGGGUUCACACACUGUGCUAGCAGACAUUUUGCUCAUUGCUCAUAAUUUUCCUCCCCCAAGGCCCAAAGGGCUUGCAAGAAUACAAUGAAAAAUAGUAUCUGCAGGUAUUAUAUGUGACACUAUCUUUUAAGGUGUAUGUUUUUUUUGCUGCUGUUUUAUUUUGUGGAAUUUGUACAUUUCAGGUUGUGUUAUGUGGUGAGACCAAGUUGUUACUUCCCAAGAAACCUGGCUGAGUCCAUGUGUAUGUGUUUUGUCCAUUUCCAAGUAAAUAAGAUGUUCUCAGCUGGAAAAAAUGGCAUAUGGGAACUUUUUUCCUAGUCCAGCAAAUGUUACCCAAUCACAAGCAAGCUUGUCAAUUCACGGACAAAAAGACACUUGCAAGGAUGAUCAACUUCUUUCAUGAAAGGUUCCAUUUAACUGACAACAAAUUUAACUUGGUAGCAUAUGCAAGGAAUGUGCUGCACCAUAGUCCAAAACACUGAAUACAGAGGGAUUACAGCUGGUCACCCAAGAGGAAUGGCGGGGUGGCCGUUUCUUACAUCAUGCAGGUUAUUACGGAAUAGGGUUAAACACGAUUAAAAAAAAGCCAUCUCAUGCCAUAAUUGCUCACUUAAUGUACAGCUUAUUAAAAAAACUCACUCAAAAAUGCUUUGAAUCUUCGCUAAUAAACAACAUCCACAAAAUGGUGCCGUAUCGGAAAAACGGAACGAUAAAGCAGACUUAGUAUUCGUGGUAUACUGUUACUUAACAGUUGGAGCUCAAGGACAGAAAUUAGAAAAUGGCUAACGUGAUGUUUUCGCGUAGUAUUUGUCAUAACAGUCCUAUAACUUGCAAGAAGAAGUGAAAUUGAAAUCGUGCUUGUUAUUUUGAUUUCUGUAGUUUGCUUUCGCGAAUGAAGUCGUUGACUGUGGUCAACGCCAAAGAAGGUUACUGGUGGGUGGCCGUUAAACUGUACUAACAGUUAUUAUGGGAAAUAAACGUGGAAGAAAUUUUACCUGAAAGAUUAUUCUUAAAUUUAUGUGAGUGGUUCCGCUUUAUGUGACCGUUUAGUAAAGCUAAAGAAAAUACAGAAAGGCCGUUGGAACCCAGCUAGUCAAGGGUGAUCACUAAAUAGAUGACAAUUAGAUAUUAGACGUGGAUUGUUAGGUUAAUAUCUCGUGCGCUUUAUGG